This is a messenger RNA of Annulohypoxylon maeteangense, 831 nucleotides long. Its product is annotated as POZ domain-containing protein. Gene Ontology annotation, molecular function: protein-macromolecule adaptor activity. The coding region runs from base 75 to 386 and encodes 103 amino acids. The record is from RefSeq and is a predicted model, not a curated record. Lineage: Eukaryota; Fungi; Ascomycota; Sordariomycetes; Xylariales; Hypoxylaceae. The transcript has 4 exons. Gene Ontology annotation, cellular component: elongin complex. Gene Ontology annotation, biological process: ubiquitin-dependent protein catabolic process.
AUCGCGAUUUUCCUUCCGACCUCUCUUCUACAUCUCAAAGCAGUAAAACCGGCCCUUCGAGGAGAACUGCCAAUAUGAUGGACAAGAGAUACGUCACUCUAGUCUCUAGUGACGGCUACGAGUUUGUAGUGCUUCGAGAGGCAACAUUCAUCAGUCCUGCCAUCAAGGGCAUGCUAGAUCCCAAGAGUCAAUUCUCCGAGGCCAAAACCGGCCGAUGCGUCUUCCAAGAGAUCACCGGCGCGGUGCUCGAGAAGGUAGUCGAGUACUUCCAGUACUGGUACAAAUACCGCGAUCAGGAGAACGCUCCAGACAUGGACAUACCUGUCGAGCUUUGUCUUGAGCUGUUGAUGGCUGCGGACUACCUGGGUCUUGACAAACAAACGUAGACUCCCCACUGGACCGGAGUUGACUGUACCGAAGGAGUUGAUGGACUAGACACGAGAUAUGACCGGCGUUUACUGGCUUUAAGAUACCACGGUGUGAUGAACAAGAUUGAUUUUAUGGUCAAGGUAGAGUUUUUCUUCUUACUGGGGCGUCGCGAAUGGAAUGAGCAGGAUAUGCACCUCUCCUACCUAAGUUCUGAUUAAUAGUAAGUUUAACGAAACAGUAGAUGCAUGUGUGAGCCAAUACGUCCCAUCUAAGCAUAUGCGUUCAACUCUUAACUCUUCCGUGGGUUGAAUGUCUAUAUCGGAUGGAAGAUUGAUAUACUUAAUCCCCCGUCACUCUGCGCGGCUUGCGUUUCUCUAUCGAGACCAUGCUUUUUAGGAGGGGAAACAUCUCUACUAGGUUGACUACCAAUAUAAUUUGCUUUGUAGGAAGAUAUAUUCCAUG